Molecule: messenger RNA, 771 nt
Organism: Neltuma alba
Lineage: Eukaryota; Viridiplantae; Streptophyta; Magnoliopsida; Fabales; Fabaceae
Exons: 5
Coding region: 1-771 (256 amino acids)
Source: RefSeq, a predicted model, not a curated record
AUGGUGGUUGAGGACAUGAAAAGUAGUGUGGAAGGUGGUGGUGAUGGUGAGUGUAGCCAUGCUUAUUUUGAAUUAGUGGGAGUGACUGGGGAAGAACCGAAUAUGACCCAUAGCAGAUUAACACAGAGAGUUAGAGGGGGCAAAAUGUCUAGGCUGCACCAAAAUGGGUCAUCUAAAUCAGUGAAGAGAAUUGACUUCAAAUUCUCCCAUUUAAAGGCCUUCCAGGUGCCGAAGGGGUGGGACAAGCUGUUCAUUUCUGUUAUCUCUGCAGAAAAUGGCAAAACAAUUGCAAAAUCAAGCAGAGCACAAGUGCGCAAUGGAGGCUGCCAAUGGGGGGAUUCUAUUUCAGAAUCCAUAUGGGUUCCAAAAAAUAGUUCUUCCAAGGAGAUAGAAGAUUGUGUCCUCAAGCUUGUUGUUGCCACGGGAUCACCAAGAUCUGGCAUCCUUGGAGAAGCUACAGUAAGUGUGACCAAUUACAUGAGUUCAAGUGCUGCUGUUCCGCUUUCAACCCCACUCAAUAAGUGCAACCAUGGGACAAUUUUGCAUGUGAGUGUCCAGUGUCUCACACCAAGAGGACAAUUAAGGGUUCAAGAAUCAAGAGAGAGAUACCAAACAAAGGCUCUGAAUGCGGACAAUGAUGAUGCAACUAUUGAGUCUAAUGGAUCUAAUCAUUCAUAUGUACAGAAUGUUGGAUCUCCCUCCAUUGGAGAUUUGGUCUCUGCCUCUGCUCCUCCAGAAGUUGAGAGUAGGGUAAGAUCACAAAAUUUCUAG